AUCAGCUUGAACUUGCCUGAAGCCUCUGUUAGGAGAAUUUGCCAUAGCACUUUCGAACAAAUGAAACAGAGUCCUGAGUCCUGACUCCCGAGUCAUGCGCCAUCACCGUUGCACUCCGAGAUGACAUGAAGACCAUGUUCAUUGUGUCAAACGGCAAUGCGGUCCCGGUUGCUGCCAUUCAACUUUUAGCACAGCAAACCCUACUACUCCUCCGCAUCUCAGGCAAUGGUCACGACCACACCCCCGCCUUUCGAGCCGUCUGUGAUCAAGCUGCGGUCCAUCUCGGACAGCAGCAUCGAAGGCGUCAGCCUAUACUCCUCCCGCGCCGAAGUCAGGCGGGUGUUCAAGCUCAAUGUGAAGCUGGGGCACAACCAAGUGGUCAUUGAAGGACUGCCCAAUGUCCUGGAGACUGCCUCUCUCAGAGUCGAGGGGCGUGGGGAUGCAACUAUCCACGACGUAACGGUGGCCAUGGAAAACGGGGAGCACAAACCCACUGGAUCCCCGAAGCUAACAGAGCUGUACAAGCAUCGCGAGAGGACAACCCAUGCGCUGGCCCGAGUGGAGAAGUCGCUCCAGUCGCUCGAGCAGUACAUUGGAUCAAUGAGCGUCGAGCACCUUCCCGUCGCGAAUCUUGACGACGUCCUCACCCACUAUGAGUCUACUGGGGCCCGCCUCGAUGCCAAGAAGAGUGAGCUGACGGCAGAGCUGACUCAAGUUGACGUCGAUAUUGCAUCGGAAAGGGCUUCAAUCGCAGUGCCCCAUGAAAGCAGUCGUCUGCGCGUGAGUGCGACCAUCGGUGUGUUUGCGCCGAAGGAGGGAGAAGUCGAGAUUGCCCUCGUCUACGCGGUCCAAAACGCUACCUGGACGGCAUUUUAUGACAUCCGUGUCGACAUGAGCGCUAAAGAGAAGGGAGCCAAGCUCAUCUAUAAAGCUGCGGUGAAGCAGAACUCGGGCGAGUCGUGGGAUAACGUUCCUCUCCACCUGGAGACAUCCACCCCGACUUUCGGAGUGGGCAUACCACAGCUUGAACCUUGGAACUUGUUUAUUCCCCAACCUGUGCCGGUCAGAAGUAUGCCUCUCUUGGGAUCCUCUAUGUCGCCCAGACCCGCGGCAGCUCCAAUGAUGAGGGGCCGACUCCUAGCCAACAGCUUACCGUCCGCAAGUUACGACGAGGCGCCACCCAUGUUAUUCUCAGAGGCAGAGGUUACUUCCAAAGGCAACGUCAGCGCAACAUUCAGAGUGCCCGGAUCGGUCAACAUUCCUUCCGACGGCAACCCGCAUAACUUCACGAUUGUAGAGCUCGAUUUCGAGGCUGCUAUGUCCUGGGUUUCUGUUCCGAAGAAAGACGCAAAGACUCAUCUGAGCGCACGGAUUACAAACGCAUCCGAGUACACUUUACUUGCUGGAACUGCGAGCGUCUACGUCGAUGGAAGUUUCAUCUCACGGUCACCGGUCCCGCCUGUGAGUCCGCAGGAGAGUUUCGACUGUCCGCUGGGAUUGGACCCCUCUAUCCGGAUCACAUACCACCCCGUCCUGAAAACCCAGUCCCAGUCCGGCUUUUACACCAAGAGUGCCACCCAUGUGUUCUCCCAGCGCAUCACCAUCCACAACACCAAGUCGGUGGCCAUCGGACGGCUGAAGAUCAUCGACCAGAUCCCGGCGUCCCAGGAUUCGCAAAUCGAGGUCAAACUCGUCAAUCCCGCCUUGACGCUCGCCAACGACGCGAAGAACACAACCAAAGCGACCCAACCGCAAGCCCUGUCGGUUUCCAAGAAUGUCGUGGCUCAAUGGCACGGUGUUGACGAGCCCAACUGCGACAUCGAAACUUUAGGGCUAGAUCGCAAGCUGAACUGGAUCUGUUCAGUGCCUGCUCAGAGCAAAAUCAAUUUGUCCUUGGAUUGGGAAGUCACAGUUUCGCCAGCCAGCGCACAAGUACUCGGUUGGUAA
This is a messenger RNA of Mycena citricolor, 1947 nucleotides long. Lineage: Eukaryota; Fungi; Basidiomycota; Agaricomycetes; Agaricales; Mycenaceae. The record is from the annotation of a GenBank genome assembly.